This is a messenger RNA of Gymnogyps californianus (California condor), 4183 nucleotides long. RefSeq names its product solute carrier family 22 member 5-like. NCBI's taxonomy places the organism in Eukaryota, Metazoa, Chordata, Aves, Accipitriformes, Cathartidae. The record is from RefSeq and is a predicted model, not a curated record. Gene Ontology annotation, cellular component: membrane. Gene Ontology annotation, molecular function: ATP binding; transmembrane transporter activity. Gene Ontology annotation, biological process: carnitine transport; transmembrane transport. The coding region runs from base 93 to 1766 and encodes 557 amino acids. The transcript is spliced from 10 exons.
CGCUCGGCGGGCUGCGCGGCGGCUCGGGGCGGGCGCUUCCUGCCCGCGCCAGAGGGGCCCGCAGGUAGCGGCGGCCGCAGCUCGGCCGCGCCAUGCGCGACUACGAGGAGGUGACCGCCUUCCUGGGCGAGUGGGGCCGCUUCCAGCGGCUCGUCUUCUUCCUCCUCAGCGCCAGCAUCGUCCCCAACGGCUUCAACGGCCUCUCCAUCGUCUUCCUCGCCGGCACCCCCGAGCACCGGUGCGCCGUGCCCCGCGGGGCCAACCUGAGCGGCGAGUGGCGCAACGCCAGCAUCCCGCUGGAGCUGCGGGGCGGGCGGGCGGCGCCGAGCCGCUGCCGCCGCUACCGCCUGGCCGCGCUGGCCAACUUCUCGGCGCUGGGGCUGCGGCCCGGCUCCGACGUGGAGCUGGGGUCGCUGGAGCAGGAGCCGUGCCUGGACGGCUGGGAGUACAGCCGCGAUGUCUACCGCUCCACCAUCGUCACCGAGUGGAAUCUCGUCUGUGACAACGACUGGAAGGGACCCCUGAGCACCUCCCUGUUCUUUGUGGGCGUCCUGCUCGGAUCUUUCUUAUCAGGACAGCUCUCAGACAAGUUUGGAAGGAAGAAGGUGCUGUUUGCAACUCUGGCAAUGCAGACUGGCUUCAGCUUCAUACAGGUCUUCUCUACCAGCUGGGAGAUGUUUUCAGUGUUCUUUGUGCUGGUCGGCAUGGGACAGAUAUCUAACUACGUGGCAGCAUUUGUUCUUGGCACAGAAAUUCUUGGCAAAUCAAUUCGUGUGCUGUUCUGCACGCUAGGCGUUUGCAUCUUUUAUGCAUUUGGCUACAUGUUGCUGCCGCUGUUCGCUUACUUCAUCAGAGACUGGCGGAUGCUGCUGCUGGCGCUCACUUUACCUGGGCUGCUCUGCAUCCCGCUCUGGUGGGUCAUUCCAGAAUCUCCACGGUGGCUGAUCUCCCAGGGAAGAUUUCAAGAGGCAGAAGACAUCAUCCAAAAGGCUGCAAAAACUAAUGGCAUUACAGCCCCAGAUGUGAUACUUGACCCUAGUGAGCUGCAAGAUUUGAAUUCCCAGAAGCAGCAGACGUACACCAUUUUGGAUCUAAUGAAAACCCGAAAUAUCCUAACUAUCACAAUUAUGUCAGUGAUUCUUUGGAUGAUAAUCUCUGUUGGUUAUUUUGGACUUUCUCUUGACACACCUAACUUGCACGGAGAUGUCUAUGUGAACUGCUUCCUCUCGGCAGUGAUUGAAGUGCCGGCCUACGUUAUUUCCUGGCUGCUGCUUCGAAAUCUCCCUCGACGGUAUUCAAUGGCUGCUGCGUUGUUCUUGGGAGGCUGUGUUCUUCUCUUCAUUCAGCUGGUGCCUUCACAUAUUCGUGCGCUAUCUAUUCUACUGGUGAUGUUAGGGAAAUUUGGGAUCACAUCUGCCUUUUCAAUGGUUUAUGUUUACACGGCUGAGCUCUACCCAACAGUAGUGAGAAACAUGGGAGUUGGAGCAAGUUCCAUGGCCUCUAGACUGGGCAGCAUCCUCUCUCCUUACUUCGUUUACCUCGGUGCCUAUGAUCGAUUCCUGCCUUACAUCCUGAUGGGGAGCCUGACUGUGCUAUCAGGAAUUCUGACUUUAUUUCUGCCAGAAAGCUACGGUAUGCCUCUUCCGGACACAAUUGAGCAAAUGCUGUUGGUGAAAGGAUUAGAAUACAGGCCUGCGUCUAGUAGCACAAGGGAUUCCAAGGAGGAAGAAGAAAAUCCAGAGAUUUUUAAAAGCACGGCUUUUUGAUGGAACGCCUGUGUACUUCCUGGGGGACUGAAAGUUAAAUGGACUUCUCUUCUAAUAUUCGUUCUAGAAAGGGCUAGUGGCAACACUUUGUCUCCUGUAAUUUUAACCUUAUUUAUUAAUUUAAACACUGUGUUCCGUACUUUCUCUUUUUAUAUGAACAUAAAUACUGUAUAGCCUUCAAUGAGAUUUUUCAGUCACAGCUGUUUUAAUGCAGUAGUACCAUGGAACAGUGUCUGAUCAGUCCUUUGUAACUUUAAGUGUAUAGUUCAGCUGAAAGAUACUUGAAAAUGAGUUCAAGGGCUGGCAGGGGUACCUGGAUUCCUCAGUGAACCUUCUCCAGAGCUAAUGCACAUCAAGAAGUAAAAAUUGCCAGAAGAAGCUGCUAAUUGGUUUUGAUUCCUUGACUUCUGUCUCUGGACAGGAAACUUAUUUAUUAUAGUGAAGGUUAUGAGAACAUGCCUCUCUGCGAUCUUACUCAGAUGACUUUGCACGUGCUGAAUUUGUUACCAAAUUCAGAAAGAUGCAAAGAAAGAUUUUGAUAAUUAAUUCUAACUUGAUAUGUUUUAACUCAACAUAGAUUGAAAGGGUUGUCUUGCACAAAGUAUUUGUAGCACUGAAGUUUUGCUCACAAAAUUCACUUGAUUCCAGUGCUGGUUUUCAACUGUACCUGUAUGGUGACGUUGUUUACAUCUGACCCUGGAUGUGGCCUGCUUCCAGGCCGUAUUUAUUUUAAAUGAUGCAGAAGGUUUCAUCUGUGUGUGGAGGGAGCGGUGUUAGUUUGGGGUUCUUCCCUUUUGAUGUGUGGUGAAAGUUUUAUGUCUAAAUUGUUUUAACGUCUUCUGUGCGAUUUGGAUGACUGAAACAAUUCUCCUGUCUUUGUUCUGUGCUUUUCACACACUUGCACGUACACACGCACACAAUUAAUAUAUUUAGAGAUAAAUUUUUGCGUUUAAUCUAUGCCACUGCAUUGACCUCAUGGUGGAAUGUACUGAGAACAAAAUUCAGAAUAUAUUUCUGACUGCUGGUUCUCGAUUCUCAAGUGCCAACUGUAUGAUUGCUGUGAGGUCUGUUAUGUCCCUUAACUCAUGUAAUCAGUGAAUUGUUUUCAAAUUGUUUUUAAAAAAAAAAAAUCUUGUUGACCAUCUGCCAAGAAAUUGUUCCUUGGGUCGUGGAAGCACCCUUGGCAUUACCUGUGUUUCUUUAAAUAUAUGCAAUAUAUACAUACACCCAGUCUCGUUUGUGCUAUUCUGAUUAUACUUUGACAGAUGUGAGUGGUGAAAGAUUUCUCUCUUGUGGCACUUGUUCGUGUUUUGUUCUGUCUUGUGAAGACUUAAGAAACAGAACCUAAACCUUUGCAGCCAGAGCUGUUAGGGGCCGUACUUUCUGCUGUGGCAGCCAGUCAUGGAAGUUUUGCAUUUUCCUACUGUAUUCCAGUCUUUCGUUAACCAAUACCCCAUAUUCUGUUCUUCGUAACCGGCUCCAGUAGUCGGACUGAUGUGUGCCCUCCAGACUGCUUGUCAUAGAAUCAAGAAAGUAGAAAACGCUGUAUAGACUGUAGUGGUUUGUUUUGUUUAAACUCUUCCUACCAGUGUCUUGAGCUUUAGGGUUUGCUCUGCUUUUCCUGCAUUUUCUGCCCUACUUGUUUAGUAUUUUAAUUUCUGGAUGUAGCAGGAAGCUGGCCAAUGUUACCGGGUCAGAGAAUGAGACCGAGAAACAUAGUUUUGUUGUACCGUCAGUUCUUCCGAGGAGAGAAAUCCGAAUGUUUGGGCAGGUUCAGCGUCACUCCUGUUUAAUAGGUUGACAGGCCCUUGGCAGGCGGGUUUAAAAUGCGGUGUGUGAUUUGAAGCUAGUGCAAAAAUUGAGAAUCUGGAUUUUGCAAGCCUCACUGCACAUCGUAUAAUAGCCUUGACAUGAGCAAAUACAUGUCAGGAGAGUGCACGUAACAGCCAGUCUCCCUUGCCCAAAAGACAUGAUACAAUUUUUCAGCCUUACCACCUUUUUUGAAAUAUUCAUUGCAAACACAAGAGUAUGUUCUAAAACUUGGUACAGAUAUUUUUCUUGGUAAACCUUAUUUCUAGGAACUGGAACAUUUAGAAGCAGCUGCUUUUCAGUGUGUUACAGAAGAAUUAUCUGAUAACCGCAGGAAUCUGAGGCAAAGCACGUUUAGCUGCAGCUUCCUUGUAAUGAAUUUGCCAAUGUAAACAACCAUGUCCCAUAAGUCUCUUCCUGUAAACUGUUUCAGAAAAUAUCCUGAAAUGUAAGAUACGUGCUUGCCUGAUACGUGAUCUAGUAUGGAAAUUCCUGUCCUAAAGUGCAGAGUCCACUUAACGUCUGAUUUAGCUGUAAUUUCUUAUCCACUGUUUUAUCCAGGUAUGUGCCUUGACAGUGAGACUUUUGUUCUUGAAUAUUUAAAUACU